Messenger RNA from Oikopleura dioica, 5295 nucleotides. The record is from the annotation of a GenBank genome assembly. NCBI's taxonomy places the organism in Eukaryota, Metazoa, Chordata, Appendicularia, Copelata, Oikopleuridae.
AUGGGAUUGAUUUACGGAGCAGCUUGGCAUAGUAUGGCGCUUUUUAUCCCAGCUUCGAUUACGAUGAAAAUUGCUCAAAGAAAUGAAGAAGAAGAGCGAUUUUCAGAAGCAAAAGAUUUUUGGCUGAAAUAUUGGGUCGUCUUCGCGCAUUACUACUUGAUAGAGUACUUUGCCGAUUGCUUCGUUUCUUGGGUCCCUUUUUAUUCAGAGUUAAAAUUUCUGAUUCUGGUCAUGGCCUGCCCAAUUACUCCCUUCGGCGCUCUGAAAGCUCUUGGUGGAGUGCCCCUCGAUUCGCUUGAACUCAACAAGUCGCCAGUGGAAGCCAUCUUCGACAUAAUUGUCUUCACCAAAACCUCGUCAAGUGAUGGUGCUGCUAGACUCGGAAUAAAUCGCGACGCUCUUCGAGAAACUACCACCGUGCUGAUUGAAAAAGCCGGUGCGACGCUGCAGCUAGCCGGAUCAGCUUUGCAGCUUCUUAUGAACCUCGCUCAGAGCUCCCAGCGAGCUCAAGAAAUUGAAGAUGCUCCAACUUCCCGGCGAAAGAAAAAGCGCGAAAUGGAUGAUUCUGAUGAAUUCGAUGACUUUGCGCCAACGAUUCAAACUAUCCGAAUAAGCGAAAGUAGAAUUAGCAUAAACAGUAAUGAGAGGAGAAGACAGCCUCGACCUCUGAUUUCACACGGUCAUCGGACUCCUCAUGGACAGAGGUCGAGCAAUCUCUCUCAUGGAAGCUCGGUAAGCAAAAGCUCGAGCAUAAGCUCCCGUUCCGCGCGAACACGAUCUUCGAAUGUGAGUAGAAGUGGCUUCGAAAACUAUUCCAGCGGCAACACUGGCAGCCGGAACACUGGCAGUGGCGGAAUGAAUGAUUUCGAUGAGAAUAAUCUGCUGCUUGAUGAAAAUCAGGGUGGCUCGAGUAAUCUCAGCAAUCAAAACUCGAGCAUGUAUCACAACUACAGCAAGUUCGGAUCGGAUGCGAAUUCAAGAGCCACAGCCUUCCAGGAAUCAAAAGUUCAAGCUGCUCUUCGCCAUGGAAAUGAGAGGCUGGCAAAGGCGGCUGACAGUACAGAGAUCUACAAAAAGUACUAUGAUGUCAGAAGAGGCGCUGGAGGCGUCGCGACUGGAGAGCUCAAGAUUCCGGAUAAUGUUGGAUAUGACAACAGCGGAAGACAUCUUCCGAUCAUGGAGAGCGCUCAAGAGAUCAUUUCGAGCUUCGAUCGGCAGCAGGUGACCCUGAUCUCGGGCGAGACUGGAAGUGGGAAGAGUACUAUCGUCCCGCAGUUGAUCAUGGAUCACAUGGUCAGGAAUAACCAAGGCGGGUGCAUUUGGGUGACACAGCCGAGAAGAAUCGCAGCGAUAACCAUCGCAGAGAGAGUUGCGGACAGUAGAGCGCCUCUAUGGAAACAUUGUGGACAGGGACUCGUUGGAUAUCAUGUUGGACUGGACAAGAACUGUUCCCAAGAUGCGAGGAUCAUUUACAUGACUCCCGGAAUCGUGUCGAAUAAAAUGCAAUCAGAUAGAGAACUGAGAUCUGUCCGAUGCCUCAUCAUCGACGAAGUCCACGAGCGAGAUGUCGAGACAGAAAUGCUCCUUCUUCUGGCGAAGCAUCUGAUCAGCGUCAACAAAGACAUCCGGCUUUUUCUCAUGUCCGCUACAAUGACGCCUGAAAAAUUUAAGAAUUAUCUGACAGUAAGACAAGUCAUUCCAGCUGUCAUAAGUGCGAGAGGACGUCCUUAUGCCGUCACAAAUGAGUACGUUGCUGAUAUUCAGCGACGAUUUCCGAACAAAAGCGGACACGAAGUGCGAUUUAAAGCGCAACUUGAGCAGACAGAAAUCGGCCCUGCGCAGCGAACCCUUUGCAUGGAUAUUUUGAGAGGACUGAACGAUUUUGAAUAUCAAACAGGAGCCGAGGCUCCUGGAGCUGUAUUAAUCUUCUUGCCAGGCUUAUACGAAAUAAACCAAAUGAGGAGGUUAAUUCUAAAUUGUUCGAUGCAGCGAAAUGGCCAGGAAGAACUUGAUGUCGUUGUCGAAAGAUUGCAUUCAAGUCUGCCAAGAGACCGAAACACAAUGAAGAAGAUCAUCGAUCCUCUGCGUCCGUUGCCGGGUCGUUGGCGGCGGAAAAUCGUUCUGAGUACGAACAUGGGGGAAUCUUCAAUUACUAUCUCCGAUUGCGCUUACGUGAUCGACUUUUGCCUAACAAAAUACACAACAAAGCAUGAUACAGCAAAACUGACCCGACUGGAACAGCGAUGGGCUUCGCAAGAAAUGUGUGAGCAGCGAAGUGGACGAGCAGGAAGAACGAGGGAAGGAAUGUGUUGGCGAAUAAUUGACAAGAGCUUUUGGGAGCUCGGCAUUCCGAAGACGCAGACAGAAGAGAUUCUUCGAGUUCCAUUGGAUAACUGCGUUUUGCUUGGAAAAUCUGUUUUCCCAUCUGUCAAGCCUGUUGAUUUCUUGAAAGAAGCUUUGGCAAGACCUGAUGAUAAAGAAGUUCUUGAAGCAGUCAAAUCGUUGAAAGAAAUUGGCGCAUUGACGAUGACGGCUUAUGAAAGACCUGAUGUUGAUGAGAAAGGCAAUCCUUUGCCGAUGGUAAUCACGAGAGAAGAUCUUGAGGAUGGAAUACUUACGCCUUAUGGGAAGUUGAUGAAUCUCUUGCCUAUGGAUCGAAAUUGUGUAAAAUUGAUUCAACUAGGCUACAUGGUCGGUUUGACUUACGAAUGCAUCAUCAUCGCAGCUUGUUCAAGUGUCGAAGCAUUCUGGAACUAUAACAAGGACGUCAGCGAAGACGAUCGAGAUCAAGCCGAACACAUUAAUGCUUACAAAUCACGACUCUACUGGGCAAGCGGAACUUAUUCCGAUCACAUAGCGAUGAUGAACGCGUUUCUCUCCUGGUUUCAAAAGAUGCCAGAAAAUUACAGAAGAGAUUAUAGAAAGAAGGAGCAUAAAUUUCCCAAAUUCAUUACAAAUCCCCACCAUCCCUCAGGAAUAAUCGUUGAUCAAAGAAAAGAGCUGGAAUGGACGCAAAGAAUGGGCAUCAAUGCUAAAGCGGUGCGGGAAGUGCAUAUGCUCUGUGAGGACAUUAUCAAACGACUACUUUCAGCAGGAUAUCAUCUUGGAGAUGGGAACACUUUUCUCGAUCGAUUGAGUACUACAAGAAAGAAGGCUAGAUCUCAUCCAGAUUCGUACAUCUGCUUGUUGAAAACGAUCAUUGCUGGCUCUACUUAUCCGUUCUGGUUCAACCUUGCAGAUGUGGAGGAAUCAGAAGCCACGAAGGAUUCCAACGCCUUCAAUGGUACUACAACUGUCUAUUUCAAAGGCGCUCCACCACAUGAAAACUAUAAAGUCGGGAAAAGCAUCUUGCAUCGCUUCCGCCAUUGCGGUCCGAUUUCUCGUAUCUACUUUGACGAUACUCGAAUAUUCGUCGAAUUUUCUCCGGAACUCGACACGCCAAGCAUAUUUCCGUCGAAAAAUUCGUUGAAUAAAUAUGUUGAGCACAAAGGCUCUAAUGAGUUUAACAAUGUUACGCCAGCUGUUAUAUGCGCGAUGAAAAUGGGCAGGAGAAGAGGGGAUACCUCAUCGUUCCUGAAUGUAAACAUGAACGAAGACUUGCAGCCGGCUGUUCAAACGAAUCAAGAUUCCUUCCAGGGCUCGAGAUUUUUCUGGCUAGACGUUCUGAAAUUCGGCAAUAAGCGGGCCACGCCAAGCAUCAAGGAACACAAUAGAUUAUACUUCGCCACCAUUUCCUACGUUGAGAGUUUCACUGAAUUCUACGCUGUCGAGCAAUCUUUUGAAAAAACCCGAGAUACACUCGAAACUGCCAUUAGAAAGCUUGACGAAAGAGGCAAGCUGAUGCCAUUUACUUUUCCUGUGGAAAGGUUGGCAAUGGUUCUAGCACCCUUUGGAGAUGGAGAAUAUCGAACUUAUCAUCGAGCAGUUGUUCUGGCGACCGAUAUAGACGAAGGAAAUGGUAUUCAAAAAGUGCUUGUCCAGUUUGUCGACUAUGGAAACAUUCAUUUAUUGAGCAACAACGAUCUUCGAAUGCUGGACGAAAAAAUUCACUACAAAGACAGAAAUACCGGUCAACAAUUGAAUAUCGCCCACCAAGUAUGGCUGGCGAUCAAGUAUAAAAUUCGUGGACUUCAACCUAUCAAAGACAUGCCCGAGCGAUAUGUAAGCGGUCUUGUUGAAGGUGCACAUUGCGAGAUUGAAAUUUACUCAACUGUGCGUGGCGAGUACGUACUUGCUGAUGUGAAAGUUAUGGGCGAGAAUCUUCGUGAAAAGUUCAUAAAAGAAGGUUUCUGCCAACCAAAAGAGGAAAACGCUGCAGAUGUAAUCAAUGCACUAAAUUGGCGAAAUGCGGCUGCUGCGAAGAAAUCAGCGAAAACACCGCAGCAACAAGGAGGACAGACGAGAACUUCUGACUCAGGAUUGCCGAGAUCUCCAGGAGGAACUGUUCCUUCUGAAUCCAAUAGCUCACCGGAGGCGACUCAGGGAAAAACUUGGAUAGAAGUUAAAGAUGUGUCAGACCCGAAUCAAGACGAAAGAGGGCGUCCAAGGAGAGAAAAGAAACUUCAGGGGCCAUACAACAUGUACUCUACGAGGAUUCAGCCUCUUUUCCAGACAACAUGUUCUUCUGAUGUUCAAGCAAAUUCGAUCAACAGCGUGAUCAUCAAUCCCCAUCCAGAAUCAAACGAUCGAACACUGAUUUGCGGCCAGGAUGUGUCCCUCGUUUCUGGGGAGAAUAUGCAGGCAUCGUUUACGACAAUGAUGCCAAAUAUCAACGGCAUCAUUGAACUUUGCGGAUUACUCUUUGCGCCUUCAUACCAAGUUCGCCACGUAAAAGAUGAAACAGAGAGAAUUCGGCGAAAGCGCGCGGAGGAAGGGUUUUCUGAUUUGAGCAAUAUUGGCGCGUUGUUUGGAUGCGGCGGGUACAAAGUCAAAGGAGCCAAAGGAAGAGACGAAUUCUUGCCAAUUUUGAAGGACCACGACGUAGAUCGUAAAUUCUCGGUGGAAAUUGACAAUCAUGAUCUCGAUAUAAUUUCAGAUAUUCGUGAACAAUUCAACCAGUUUCUCGGGAGUAAUAACCAGUUCUGCGUUAGCCAUAAAAGUCCAGCGCAAGUCGUCUCAGCUCAAAAGGAGAUUUCUCGCAUGAUCAUAGACCUUCUCUAUCGCCCUAGACAGAAACUGGAAUCCAAUCAACAAUACAUUACGAAUCUUGAAUGGAAGAAAUCCAGCGACUCUGCUCAUUUUGUCCCCAUAUUCAAGAGAGACACAGCCUAUGCAGUCCCUCGAAUUCCAGAAUAA